Micromonas commoda is the source of this 2316-nucleotide messenger RNA. RefSeq lists its product with no specific name. The record is from RefSeq and is a predicted model, not a curated record. Lineage: Eukaryota; Viridiplantae; Chlorophyta; Mamiellophyceae; Mamiellales; Mamiellaceae. Bases 1 to 2316 code for a protein of 771 amino acids. The transcript has a single exon.
AUGGCGCGGGACGGCGCGCAAGCCCCGGGCGUCGCGUCGUACUCGGUGACGUUCAGCGACGCGCGCGUCGUGGCCCGCUCCGAGCGCGUCCGGGCAUCGAACGGGAACGCGCCCGCCUCCUCGGCGCGAACCCCGUCGCGAGGGAUCGCCGUCGCGACAACCUCCAACGGCGUUGCGCUCGCGGCGUACGUCGUCGGCGGCGACGUCGAGGUGACCCGCAUCCGUCCCGCCGACGGCGUCCCGUCCGAUCCGACGAGACUCAGGCUAUCCAGCGCCUUCGACGACGACGACGACGACGGCGCUCCCGAUUUCUCGGGAGCGCACGUCUGCUGGUGCGCGCACGGCAUCGACGAGCGCGACGUCGCCGUUCUUGUCGCGACGUGCGCCGCGGGCAACAUACACGUCGUCGACAUCAUCGCCCUGGACGACGGCUCCAUCGCCAUCGCGGGGCUGACCCGUCUCGAGAUGCCCCACGCCUCGCUCGCCGUGUGCCCCGCCGCGUACCCUCUGCUCGCCGUGUCCACCCGCGACUCCGUCGAGGUCCUCGACCUGCGACUCCGAAGGAGGGGCGACGACGCGAUGCGACGCGAGCCUUUCGCCACGGUGCGUCACGAGCGCGGCGACGACGGCGCGGUUGAAGGCGGCGCAGCCGGCGGCGGCCGACGCCGGGAGCUCGCGUGGCUCACGAUGCGCCCUUCGUCGGACGAGUACGUCGGCCCGAUGUACGCAGUGGCGUCCGCGUCCGUCGUCGGUGGCGGCGGUUCGCGUCGCGACCGUGACGGUUCACGUCGCGACGGGGACGGGGACGGGGACGGGGACGUCCUCCGCGUGGACGUGUACGCGUGGCACGAGGAGACCGUGCGCAAGACGACGGGACCGGAGACGGGACCUCGGUUCCUCGACGCGCAUAAACGAAUCGCGGUGCCGCUCGGGUCUCGCGGCGAGCUGAGGGCGAUGGCGUCGAGCGGCGACGACGUGUUGUACUUCACGACGGACGCGAGGACGACGAUGCCGACGCUCGGCGGCGCGUCGUCCGUCGUCAACGCCGCCUUUGCCGAAUCCGCGCGGACGUCCUUCGGCCCGGCGGAUAUAUCCGUGAGCGCAUCCGGCGACGAUCGAGCCCGCGGGGAUGAGGACGGCGAGAUGCCGCACAUACGCGCGCCCGUCGCUUCCAACCCGAACGACGACGACGACGCCUCCGGCCUUCCCGGCGCGUUCCCGAAAUCGCUCGUGUUUCCGCAGCUGCACCGGUACGGGUCCGGGCUUGAGAUGCCCCCGUUUCCUUCGUCGUCGUCGAGCUCGUCCCGGCCACCCGCCGCCGCCGCCGCGUUCGCCGUCGAGUUCAACCCCGGGCGACGCGGGGACGUUUCGAAAAACGGUUUCGUCGUCCGCGUCGUCGACCUUCCCCGCGGCCUAGGUCGCCCCGACGUGCUCGUCCCCGGGCGGCGUGAGGUGCUCGUCGGGAGUACCGUCGGCGCGCCGCGAUUGGUCGCCAUCGACGCCUCCUCUUUCGACGAGUCUACAAACGUCGACCUCAUCGUCGACGACUCCGACUCCGGACUGGGCGGCGGGAACGGGAAGGGUCCGUCCGGGGGAUCGGUCCGGGGGAUCGACCCGGGGGUGAGGCUUCGCGGGGCGUGUCGCGCGUGGCGGGGCGCGGGGUGGGAAGGCGGGCUGGCGCUGACGACGACGGCGGCGGCGGGGCGUUCUUUCGGUUCGUUUUUCUUUGGUUCCGUCGACGCCGCGGACGCGGACGCCGCCGUGUCGGUGUUUCGCGUCGAGACGACGACGUCCAACCCGCGGCGACCGUCGCGAGAGGCGACCGACGACGUCCAGGCGACGCCGGGGGUGGACCUUCUCGAAUCUCUCUCUUCGCGGUUCGAAGAUGUGAAGAUUGACGUAGAGCAAAGUCGAGGUGUGAAGAUUGACGAGCAAAGUCGACGAGGCGAGAGUCGGGGGACGCCGACCCCGGCGUCGGCGUCGUCCGGGGAGUCCCCCGCGCGCGCGCCGCCUCGGCCGUACCCCGCGUUCGAGCCGGAAAAGGCGCGAGGCGACGCUUCGGAACGGGAAGGGGAUCGAGUGGUCACGCGGGCCGACGCUAUAAAAUCCGUCGCCGCGGCGAGGUCGGCGCUGGUCGACCCGGGAAAGGACGGCGUGAGCGCAUCGCUCGCCGCGCUGAUGACGGGGCUGAACGCGCUGGGCAGGAGCGUGGAGAUGCGCAUGGACAGGGUCGAGGCGGCGCUGCAGGCGCAGGAGCGUCGAUUACGUCGGAUCGAAGCGGCGGUGACGGAUACAUCCGACCGCGGUAAAGCGUAA